AAACAUCAUCAUAUAUCUGUCCUCUUGGUUCGUUUCUACCAUCAGAAAGUUUGUCAUCAAGGACGACAUUUCACGGAAGGUUCGGUACGUUCAGCAGGGUUUUGGAUAGUUGGGUCCAAACGUCUCAUUUCUUCUGAAAUUGCAAAGUGUACCGUGUGUCGUAAGUUGAGAGGUCACUUAGGGUGGCAACACAUGGCGGACUUACCUGUAGACAGACUCAAACCAGCACCUCCAUUUUCGUAUGUUGGGGUCGACGCAUUCGGGCCCUGGCCGAUUGUGUACCGUCGUACUAGGGGAGGUGCCGCGAAUCAGAAACGUUGGGCCCUGUUAUUUUCUUGCUUAGUAACUAGGGCAAUUCAUAUUGAAGUGAUUGAGGAGUUAUCUAGUUCGUCCUUUAUCAACGCUCUCAGGAGGUUUGUGGCUAUCCGUGGUCCAGUAGUGCAGUUCAGGUCCGACCGUGGCACUAACUUCGUCGGAGCUAUAGAAGACCUUUCCAUUGAUGCUAAGUUCAUAGAGAAGCCUCCUGUGGUUCAGUUUCUCUCAAGGUCUAAUGCCAAGUGGAUAUUCAACCCUCCCCAUGCCUCACACAUGGGAGGAGCAUGGGAGCGUCUCAUCGGUGUGUCGCGCCGGAUACUCGAUUCGAUGCUUCUUCAAAACAAACACAAAGAUCUAACACACGAAAUCCUUGUGACUUUUAUGGCUGAGGUGUGCGCCAUAGUAAACAAUAGGCCUUUACUUCCUGUGUCAAGUGAUCCUGAAUCACCUUGCGUCUUAACACCCUCAUCUCUGCUCACCAUGAAAACCGCGGCCGACAUAGGACCUUUUCCUCUUUUUGGUCAGAAGGAUAUGUUGAAAUCGCACUGGAAGCAUGCACAAGUUCUUGCAGAGGAAUUCUGGUGUAGGUGGAGAACGGAGUAUUUGCAAACUCUCCAGACUCGUAAAAAGUGGACUAAGGACUGUCGCGAUGUUAAGUCUGGUGAUGUGGUUCUCAUGAAGGAUCAGAACUGUAGUCGUAACGAGUGGCCGAUGGGCAUUGUUGAGAGAACUUUUCCUAGUGAAGACGGGAGAGUCAGGAAAGUUGAACUGACUGUGGUAAAAGACGAUAAGCGUGUUUCGUAUGUUAGGCCUGUGUCACAACUCGUCACAAUCUUAGAAGUGAACUAAACUUAAUUGUGCUAGUUGUCGUAUUUUGACUUUUCUUAAAUUCCUUGAGUGUUCUAAAUAUUGUAAGUGAUUUCAGGUAGAAAUCAGAGGGGGAGUGUAGUGACUCUGUUACGAGUUCCGGAAUUCCGGCUCCGCGCCGGUUCGCAGCAGGCUUUUAUUUUAGUUACCUUGUUAUGAUUUCCGUGGUAGUCCAUGCACAAAUUUGCUCAGGCAAUUUUAGGGAUUCCAGCCCCCCACAGGAGACUUACUCGGAAACGCGCCAGUGGACUUUUCAGACUGUGGACAUUUAAAGGCGUGUUCUGAAGUGGGCCUUGGCUACGUGAUUCUUUGUAGUCGUAUUCAUGUAUAUGGGAGCAUAUGAUUACGAGCUGUUGUGUAUGGAUUUAGAUCAGUUAAGGUUUUGUCGCGUAUUUUGAUCAUUUAGUGUUUUCAGUAUGCAAGAUUUAACGUCCGAUAAUCGAGAUAUUAUUACUUUGUAACAAUCACGUAAUGCUAAUUAUAGUGUAUAAAGAAGUUCUGUCUUGUGUUCCUAUUUGAAAUGAAUAAAUUAUGCGGUAUGAGGUACGAAGUAGUACAUAACUCACUAUACCACGUGUCACAAGACCUUCGUUACACCACCUGACGAAGUCCAGGUAUUCCAUACAUACGAUCUCGGGAUAAAUUAAUUGGCAUUGAAGAGUGUGUAUAUUGUAAAUGCAGAAAGUACUUAGCAUAAAGCAGGCCUUUUAUUAUACUUUAGUAAUGACAUUCUCUGCUUCAGAUAUGUUACUGUACUUAUGCAUUGGUAAGUGAGUUGCUAUCCUUACCAGGUUCCAAGCGAACAUGUGUGGUAUAUGGGCAGUGUUUGGUAGCAGUAGUGAUAUUUUUAUACAUUGCAAGGCGGCAUUCAAAAUAGCUCAUCGUGGACCCGAUGCUUUUAGAUUAGAAAGCAUUUACCAAUUCCCAUCCUGUUGCCUUGGAUUUCAUCGUCUUGCUAUACUUGACGCUCAACAUGGGAUGCAGCCAAUGCGAGUGUCUCAGCAUCCUCACGUUUGGCUUAUCUACAACGGAGAGAUAUACAAUCAUCUACAGCUAAGGGAGCAGUUUGGCUUCCAAUAUGACACUCACUGUGAUGGGGAGUCAAUCAUUCACCUAUACGCUAGAGGCGGGAUUGAGUUUGCAGCCAAACAUAUGGACGGGGUUUUCGCCUUCUGUCUUCUGGACACGGCCAGUAGAAAGGUCUACCUCGGCAGGGACACAUUUGGGGUCAAGCCGCUAUUUCGUAUCAUUAUGGAGGAUGGCUUUUUAUCAGUAUGCUCUGAGGUCAAAGGUUUGAUGGACAUCGCAAGAUAUCAAUCGAACGUCAAGAUUCAGGAUGUUUUGCCUGGUCACGUGGAGACAUAUAGUCUCAAUAUGAAAGGUCAAGCUUCAUUUGAGAACAUGAAACAAUUCCAUCAUAUAGGUGCCACUCCGUCAUACACAACUGCCGCAACUCCAAAAGGUGACGAUAUUAUGGCCAAUAUUCGGACUCUUUUAGAAAGCGCUGUUAGCAAAAGACUGAUGACGGAACGUCGUAUUGGAUGCCUGCUAUCUGGUGGUUUGGACUCCAGCUUGAUCACUGCGUUGUUAGUAAAAUUGGCAAGAGAACGUGAUCUCGCUUACCCGAUACAGACCUUCUCUAUCGGCAUGUACGGCAGCCCCGACCUAGCUGCUGCUAAGGUGGUGGCCAAACACUUGGGAACGGAGCAUCAUGAGAUUGUGUUUACACCCGAGGAGGCGAUCUCAACCAUUGAAGACGUCAUUUACUACUUAGAGAGCUAUGACGCACUGACUAUUCGAGGAGCCGUUGGCAUGUACCUGAUGUGCAAUACGUGAAAGAAAAUACGGAUACGACGGUUAUGUUGUCUGGGGAGGGAUCAGACGAAAUCACUCAAGGAUACAGCUACUUUCACAAAGCGCCCUCUG
This is a messenger RNA of Mizuhopecten yessoensis (Yesso scallop), 3108 nucleotides long. Its product is annotated as asparagine synthetase [glutamine-hydrolyzing]-like. Gene Ontology annotation, molecular function: asparagine synthase (glutamine-hydrolyzing) activity. Bases 1987 to 3018 code for a protein of 343 amino acids. The record is from RefSeq and is a predicted model, not a curated record. Lineage: Eukaryota; Metazoa; Mollusca; Bivalvia; Pectinida; Pectinidae. Gene Ontology annotation, cellular component: cytosol. The transcript is spliced from 8 exons.